AUGGUACACACAUGGCAGCUAUGGCUCUCCCCACGACCCGCGAGACGAACCGAAACUCCAUCGGAGCCACGUAUGCUCUCUCAAAAUGGCGCAGCGCUGUUUGAGUUUCAGUACGAGCGUGAUGGUCGUCUUGUGGUACGGGAGACGCAUUAUGCGGAGAACAAGCUUGUUCAGAAUGGUCGCUCAGGUCCGCCACUGUACGUUGCGCGUCCCUCCUCGCUGAACAUGCCACCUAUAGCUGAUGGUGGUGAAGACAUAUUCACUGUGGCCAGACAGAGUACUUUCAAGUUGAGAGCGGAACCUUGGCUGUCAUCGGGAAUGGAACGAAAAGUAUUCUCACCAAAGGUGGUGGCGUCAUCAAGAUCCCACCCGGAACCCGGUACGAUAUUCCCUCCCCCAUCGAUGCAACUCGGCAGGGCUGACACAACGCGCUGCAGCCAUAGAUUCUGGGCCGAAGGCCCCGUAAAAGAGGAUCUAGUGUUCCGAGUCUGGGCAGAGCCACAGAACUUGGACAGAGGUUUUGAUGAGGCCUUCCUGCGUAACUACCUAGGCUACCUGCGAGAUUGCGCGGAUCAAAACAUACAACCUUCGGUCUUUCAGCUCGCCCUGCUUGGCUGGAGCGGCGACACCCUCCUGACGCCACCAUGGUGGGUGCCUCUGUGGAUGCUGAGGCUGCUUCACUUUAUAGUUGCUCACCUGGUGGGGAGGCUAUUCUUGGGGUAA
Fusarium musae is the source of this 723-nucleotide messenger RNA. RefSeq lists its product as uncharacterized. Bases 1 to 723 code for a protein of 240 amino acids. NCBI's taxonomy places the organism in Eukaryota, Fungi, Ascomycota, Sordariomycetes, Hypocreales, Nectriaceae. The record is from RefSeq and is a predicted model, not a curated record. The transcript has a single exon.